Lathyrus oleraceus (garden pea) is the source of this 699-nucleotide messenger RNA. Its product is annotated as BAG family molecular chaperone regulator 1. The transcript is spliced from 3 exons. The annotation marks the transcript as partial. Lineage: Eukaryota; Viridiplantae; Streptophyta; Magnoliopsida; Fabales; Fabaceae. Gene Ontology annotation, cellular component: cytoplasm. Gene Ontology annotation, biological process: protein stabilization. The record is from RefSeq and is a predicted model, not a curated record. Gene Ontology annotation, molecular function: protein-folding chaperone binding; adenyl-nucleotide exchange factor activity.
UUAAAGUUUGUAUUAAUUUUUUAUUAUGUUUGGUGUUGUUACAGGGGAAUUGAAGAAAUGCUAACCGGUCCAACCGGUUUACACCACCAAGACCAGAAGAUAUUUUAUAAAAACAAAGAGAGAGUUUCAAAGGAGUUUCUUGACGUUGUAGGAGUCAAAGAUAAAUCAAAGUUAGUGUUAAUGGAAGAUCCUAUUAGUAAAGAGAAAAGGUACUUAGAAAUGAGAAAGAAUGUGACUAUGGAAAAAGCUUCAAAAUCUAUUUCAGAAAUUAGUUUGGAUGUAGAUAGGCUUGCAGGACAGGUGUCUGCUCUUGAAACAAUAAUUAAUAAAGGUGGGAAAGUUGUAGAGGCUGAUUUGCUUAAAUUGAUUGAGAAGUUGAUGAAUCAAUUGCUUAGAUUGGAUGGUGUAAUUGCUGAUGGAGAUGUUAAGUUGCAGAGGAAAAUACAGGUAAAAAGAGUUCAAAAGUAUGUUGAAACUUUGGAUACUUUGAGGAAUUCAAGUGUGCAUUUUAUACAAAGGAUCAAGUGGACGAAAUCAAAGAGGAGUGGUGUCAAUUUAUGAUAGAGCUCAAUGUUUGUUCAUAAAUUUGUGUAAUUAAUGUGUACAUUUGUAGUAUAUGUAAUGACUUGUAAAUGUGUACAUAAAUUUGUAUAUAUUUUGAUACAUUUAAGGCAAAAUUGGUUUGAAUUGGUAUAUAUA